Messenger RNA from Bubalus bubalis (water buffalo), 1759 nucleotides. RefSeq names its product coronin 1A (gene CORO1A). Bases 265 to 1650 code for a protein of 461 amino acids. Gene Ontology annotation, biological process: cell migration; actin filament organization. The record is from RefSeq and is a predicted model, not a curated record. Gene Ontology annotation, molecular function: actin filament binding. The transcript has 12 exons. Lineage: Eukaryota; Metazoa; Chordata; Mammalia; Artiodactyla; Bovidae.
ACCCCUGAGGAGGCGGGCGCCGCCGCUUCUCAUUCAUUGUCUUGACAAGAGCAUCCUCCGCGGACGGUCUCAGGCUCCGCCGGCUCCUUCCUCCUCCUCCUCCUCCUCCUCCUCGCCCUCCUCCGUCUGAGGGGUCGCUCAUCUCUCAGCCGCAGACCCAGGCUUCCCUCCUGGACGAGUCCCCUGACCCCAGCCAGCUCCUCUCACAGGCGCCUCAUCCGCUUUCUGGACAGGUGGAUCCACAAGCCUCCUCCAGUCCCAGGGAUGAGCCGGCAGGUGGUCCGUUCCAGCAAGUUCCGCCACGUGUUUGGACAGCCGGCCAAGGCCGACCAGUGCUAUGAGGAUGUGCGCGUCUCACAGAACACCUGGGAUAGUGGCUUCUGCGCUGUCAACCCCAAAUUCGUGGCCCUGAUCUGUGAGGCCAGCGGGGGAGGGGCCUUCCUGGUGCUGCCCCUGGGCAAGACUGGCCGUGUAGACAAGAAUGCGCCUAUGGUCUGUGGCCACACGGCCCCGGUGCUGGACAUCGCCUGGUGCCCACACAAUGAUAACGUCAUUGCCAGUGGCUCCGAGGACUGCUCCGUCAUGGUGUGGGAGAUCCCUGAUGGGGGCCUGAUGCUGCCCCUGCGGGAGCCUGUCGUCACCCUGGAGGGCCACACCAAGCGCGUGGGCAUUGUGGCCUGGCACCCCACGGCCCAGAACGUGCUGCUCAGUGCAGGUUGCGACAAUGUGAUCCUGGUGUGGGACGUGGGCACGGGGGCGGCCGUGCUGACGCUGGGCUCCAACGUGCACCCGGACACCAUCUACAGCGUGGACUGGAGCCGAGAUGGCGCCCUCAUCUGUACCUCCUGCCGUGACAAGCGAGUCCGCAUCAUUGAGCCCCGAAAAGGCACCAUAGUAGCUGAGAAAGACCGUCCCCAUGAGGGGACCCGGCCCGUGCGUGCCGUGUUUGUAUCCGAUGGAAAGAUCCUGACCACGGGCUUCAGCCGCAUGAGCGAGCGGCAGGUGGCACUGUGGGACACGAAGCACCUGGAGGAGCCACUGUCCUUGCAGGAACUGGACACGAGCAGUGGUGUCCUGCUGCCCUUCUUUGACCCUGACACCAACAUCGUCUACCUCUGUGGCAAGGGGGACAGCUCUAUCCGGUACUUCGAGAUCACCUCUGAGGCCCCGUUCCUGCACUAUCUCUCCAUGUUCAGUUCCAAGGAGUCCCAGCGUGGAAUGGGCUACAUGCCCAAACGUGGUCUGGAGGUGAACAAGUGUGAGAUUGCCAGAUUCUACAAGCUGCACGAGCGGAAGUGUGAACCCAUUGCCAUGACGGUGCCUAGAAAGUCGGACCUGUUCCAGGAAGACCUGUACCCGCCCACUGCAGGGCCUGAUGCUGCCCUCACGGCUGAGGAGUGGCUGGCGGGUCGGGAUGCUGGGCCCCUCCUCAUCUCCCUCAAAGAUGGCUACGUGCCCCCCAAGAGCCGGGAACUGAGGGUCAACCGGGGCCUGGACACUGGGCGCAAGAGGACGGCACCUGAGGCCAGUGGUGCUCCCAGCUCGGAUGCCAUAUCCCGGCUGGAGGAGGAGAUGAGGAAGCUCCAGGCCACGGUGCAGGAGCUGCAGAAGCGCUUGGAUAGGCUGGAGGAGACAGUCCAGGCCAAGUAGAGGACCAUCGGCUGGGGCCGACAGCCUCGCCUCCCUCCCUUCCAUUCCCACUCCUCAGGCCACAAUGGCAGAUAAGAAAAUAAUAAUAAAAUGGCUUUAUUUUCUGGUA